AUGUCCCAGAUACUUUUAGUGCAAAAUAAGUAUCUGAAACAAAUGGAAGAUGAAUUGGAUUUGAAAAUUGGCGAUAAAAUUAAAGUAAUCACGGAUGAUGGGAAAUAUAAUGAUGGAUGGUACCUAGGUGAGAAUUUGAAAACAAAAGAGAAAGGUUUGUUUCCUGUUCAAUUUACAAAACCUUAUAUUGCUAACAAUCAACGAAAUGUUCAUGAGAAUGCAAAUAAUACUAUUGAUAAUACUAUGAACGAUAUAGAUAAGGCAUUGAGAGAGUUACAAAUGGAUUCAUUCCUAGAUAUCAGUAAUAACAAUGACUUUACAACCACUAUUAACACAAAUGCAAAUACUCCAGGCUUGAAUAUUAUCUUCAAUAAUAAUGGAAGGUAUUCAAUGAACGAUGCUCAAUUCUCAAAUCAUUCGGCCCCAUCUUUAAACGAGAACACAACUUUAAUUAAUAGGAGUACUCAUAACAAUGUAGAUAUGGAUCUUAUGAAUGUAUUGAAUUGGUCUCCACAUCAUGUAAUGGAAUAUUUCUUAAAAUUAGGUUUCGAUCCAAAAUUAAUCCAAAAUUUCGGAAAGCAUAAAAUAUCAGGUAAAAUCUUACUACAAUUAGAAUUAAAUCAUUUAAAGGAAUUAGAUAUCAAUUCAUUUGGUUCAAGAUUCGAAAUAUUUAAGGAAAUUCAAUACAUUAAGAAUUUUUAUCAAAACACAUACUGUAAGAUGAAAAUAACCAAAUUCACAAUUACUUCCACCACUUUCGACAAAAAACCAAUUAACCUCAGCUUCACCAUUAUCGUCAUCGGAAAUAAGAAAACAACAACAUACAAGGAAAAAAUCUCAAGUAAUGACAUAAUCACAACCUCCUCUUCACCAUAUUCAAGAUCACCAAGAAGAUUACAAAGUGAUAAUAAUAACUUUAUUAAAGGAAUUGAUAGAAAGAAAUCAGGCAUCCUUGAUACGUACAGUUAUGAUUCACUACCAAUGAUAUCGAAAAAUUUCGUAGCUGAAGGUGCAUUUGAAUCUCCUGGUAAAGCCCCCAAGCCACCAUCCUAUCCAAGUCCAAUUCAAUUGAAACAAUCUCCAAAAAAUAACAACUCCAAUAAAUUUAGACAUAGCUCAAUUGAUCUUUAUUCGUCAUCAUUACCCUUAGCAAAUAAUAACACUGAUUUCAUCUUCCCACAAUCAAUCGAAUUAAACGAUAACAAUAAUAUGAUUAGCAAUAAAAAUCUUUGUACAAAUUCGACUUUAUCAUCAUCAAAUACAGUAGAUAUGACUGCAACCUCCAUAUUAACCGAAAUUACUCCAAUUUCUGAUUCUGCUGUUAUAAAUAGCAAGGGCACUAUUCCUAACUCAAACACGAACACAAAUACAAGUACAAAUAAACAUCAUAGGAAAACUUCCUCAACAGUCACAUCUUCAUCUUUGAAAAGAAACUCAGUAGUUUAUACUGGUCAUAAAAAGAAUCAAUCAGGUGGAUCCUUCAUUGAAUUGUUUAAUAGAAUAUCAACUUUGUCCCCAGGCCCAAUGAACAUAAAAACUACUACAACUUUUGAGAAUAACGAAAUUGAACUACCACAAAGGCCAGCGUCUACAAUUUAUACAUCUUCUCCGAUUCAUUAUAGUCAUCAGCCAUAUUAUCUUCGCCAAAGUUCAAGCUCAAAUACAAGAACUCGUCAUCAUCAUAGUCAUCAUUCUAGAUCUACUUCAACCGCAGCAGCCACUAAUUCAUAUUCAUUUCCAAAAUCACCUUAUUCAAACGUAACAAAUCUACAAUAUACCAACAACAACAAUAGUAGUAGUAAUGAUAAUCGUCGUCCUCACCAUACAAGAUCAAUUUCCAAUUUAGAAGUAUCUUACUCGAGAAACAUAUCUUCUUCUUCAACGACCCCUAAAGAUCGAAAUAAUAACGAAAGAAGGCAACAACCACAACACAAAAGGAAUUCUUCUUUGUUAUCAUUUUUCACUUCGUUUGACCAUGAUAAAACAGUCAACGUUGAUGAACGAAAGACAUCAUCUUCAACUACAGUAACAUCAGCUCGUCAAAAUAGUAACAAUCUCAAUUCAUUAAGAACUCCGACCCCAUUACAUCAAAGGAAUAGUUCUUUGAUUACUUCACCAACAAAACAAAGGCAACAGCCAAGCAAUAAAAACGUCAGAUCUUUAAGUUCAAAUAAUAUCUUACCAUCUCCAUCAAAAGAUUCUUCUACCACUUUAACGUCCCCAAAUCAUCUUCGUUCAACAAGUGAUGCCACUAAUAGGAUAAAUAAAUCAAACCAUAAUAAUUCGAAACUGAAAGGUAAACAACAAACUUCAGCAUUCCAAGAAGGUCGUCGUACAAUAAAAGUAGAAGAUUCCAUAAUAACUUCCAAUUGUUCUGGAUGGAUGUAUAAGAAAAGUAGUAAUAAAUUAGCCAUAUGGAAAAAAAGAUUCUUCACAUUACACGGCACAAGACUUUCCUAUUUUUAUGAUUAUAAUGAUACAAUGGAACGUGGUCUUAUUGAUAUAACGUCUCAUCAAGUAAUACCCUUAAAUAAUGAAUCCAUAUCUUUAUUGAAACCUAGUGGGAAAUAUUGUUUCAAAUUGAUUCCACCGCAACCAGGCUCCAAAAAAGGAUUGACGUUUACACAACCAAGAAUUCAUUACUUUGCUGUAAAUUCCAAAGAUGAUAUGAGAUCCUGGCUUGCUGCUUUGAUUAAGGCAACUAUAGAUAUCGAUACAGAUGUCCCUGUAAUCACUUCUGUUUCUAUACCGACUGUUUCAUUAAAUGAAGCAAAAAGAAUGUUGAAAGAAGCUAGAGAAAUUACUUUGGAAUGCGAAAGGAAUAGAGAAUUAAAUGAAGAAGAUGAAGAUAAUAUGUCAUGGGAUUCCCCUCCUACUCCGAAAGAAUUAAUAGCUACCGAACAAUCUCGAAUAAUAUAA
This is a messenger RNA of Naumovozyma dairenensis CBS 421, 2919 nucleotides long. It is a transcript of the gene BOI1, whose product is annotated as Boi1p. The transcript has a single exon. Gene Ontology annotation, cellular component: recycling endosome; early endosome; trans-Golgi network. Gene Ontology annotation, molecular function: protein binding. The coding region runs from base 1 to 2919 and encodes 972 amino acids. The record is from RefSeq and is a predicted model, not a curated record. Gene Ontology annotation, biological process: endosome organization; retrograde transport, endosome to Golgi; receptor recycling. NCBI's taxonomy places the organism in Eukaryota, Fungi, Ascomycota, Saccharomycetes, Saccharomycetales, Saccharomycetaceae.